AUUUCAAGACUUUUGACACUUUUUGAGUUACGUGCAUGAAGGUUACACUCUUUACUAAAAUCCACUGGCAAACAGGGUUUCCAACUGGUUCAUUAGGCCAAAAAUAGCGUUAUCAGCCACCGCAGCAUGAUUGUGCAGCUCGACAGAGUGAGCACAAGCGUAUCAUCAACACAUAUGCAGCGUAACUGAACGUGUCACAGAAUGACAGAUGAAACCACAAACAAACACCAACUGCAUGAAGACCAUUGAGAAAAGGGAGUUAUUCCUUUGGGUGUCCUCAGUUUACCCAUUCACAGCCUUGUCUGAAUUCUGGUUAUCAAAUGCACUCGGUGUCAUCAUGAUCCACACAAGACGGAAGUAAAAAAAAAAAAAGAGGGAAUGAUGAAGUGAAGAGUACAGCAGGGAGAAACUCAAGAAAGGAUGGAGAAGAGAAACAGAGCUAUAGUCGUGGUUUUUCUGCUCUGCGUCAUUGCAGACAUGCCAGCAGCAGGGCAAACUCUGGACGUGUGUGCCUCCUGCCACGCUAACGCCACAUGUGAUGAAAAACUUGAUGGCUCUGGCAAAGUUUGUAACUGCAAGUAUGGCUUUGUUGGAAACGGAAGAAACUUCUGUCAAGAUAAAGAUGAGUGUCAGAUAGGAUCCAAUAAUAUCUGUGGGCAGCACACCACCUGCCACAACACAUACGGCAGCUUCUACUGUACAUGUCUGACUGGAUACCACCCCUCAAACAACAUGGCCAUCUUCAUCCCAAAUGAUGGAACCCACUGCCAGGACGUUAACGAGUGCAGGAUCACAGGGAUGUGCGGAGAGGGAGGUCAGUGCAGAAAUCUGGAGGGCAGUUUUGACUGCAGCUGCCAGCUGGGAUACCGAGUCCACGAUGGAUCAGAGCCCUUUCACCCUGACAGGGACAAGGCUUCCUGCAAAGUGGUGGAUUGUGGGCAGCCGGCCUCUCCUGAGGACACAGUUCUGCUGUCAAAAACUGGGACCACAUACGGCAGUGUGGCCAAGUUUGAAUGUGAUGAAGGCUUCCUGUGGAGGAGAGGGGACAAUACCUCUGUGUGUGGUGCUGAUGGACUGUGGAGAGGACCAACCAUGGUCUGUGAAGGGGUUUACUGUGGCUCUCCCCCUGACCUUCCUCACUCACGCAUGCUGUGGGAUAAGAGAACAAUGAUGGGCACUAAGGUGGUUUAUCAGUGUGACUCUGGAUAUCAUAACGUUGGAAAGGGAAAUGUGUCUGUCUGUACUGCUGCUGGAAAAUGGGAGAGAGCUGUGCUCUGCCAAGAGAUCUUGUGUGGAAGCCCUCCUUUAAUUGAGUCCACAGAGCUGGUGUGGAACGGUAACAAAGCCCCUGGCAGCACUGUGCUGUAUUUCUGUAAAAAGGGCUUUUAUAGCAAAGGAGGACACAAUGUAUCUACUUGUAAUGAAAAGGGGCAGUGGACACGCCCAACUCUCUCUUGCCAAGAGAUAUUAUGUGGGGACCCUCCUAUACUGCCCCACGCUGGGCAAAAGUGGAAUGGCAGCUCCACUCCUGGAAGCACAGUGACUUACUACUGUAAAAUAGGAUUUUAUCAAAAUGAAGGAAAUAAUACUGCGUCACUGUGCACAAUUAAAGGUUACUGGACAGAGCCACAUAUCUCAUGCAAAGAAGUGGACUGUGGUACGCCUCCUGACAUCUCUCAUUCAGUCCUGCUGUGGGAUCAAAUCUCCAAAAUGGGCUCUCAGGUUGUUUAUCAGUGUAACUCUGGAUAUCGCAGUGUGGGAGAGAGAAAUGUGUCACUUUGUACUGCCACUGGAGAAUGGGAUAAGGCCUCUAUACUCUGUGAAGAAAUAGAUUGUCAGGAGCCUGUUUUAAAGCCACAUGCUAAAACACUAUGGGAUGGCGUGUCACACCAUGGCAGUGUGGUGUAUUACCAAUGUGAGGAAGGAUAUCACACAAGGAGCCUGAGAAACUACUCAGUAUGUGGAGAGAAUGGACUGUGGGAGGAUACUGAUCUGUUGUGUGAAGCUAAAUGUGGCCCAGCCCCCCUCCUCCCCAACUCAGAGGUGGUAUGGCAUAACAGAAGUGUAGUGAUCCAUCGCUGUGUGGAUGGAUAUCACAGCUGGAGGGGUAGUAACGUCUCUCUGUGCAGCAGCUCUGGGGUUUGGCAGAAAGCUACGCUGAAAUGUAUAGAAAUCAAGCCACCUAUCAAUCACCUGAUUGUUUCUAAUGAAAAAUGUUUACAUUGGAGAGCAGAAAAGUAUGAGGAGACUACAGAAGUUUAUAAGGUCACCUACAUAGGAUCCAGAGACUAUCAGCGCUCCUUUCGUGACACCAGGAAGCGAUUUCUGAACUCCAAAUCUGACCAGGUGGAGGUCUGUCUCAACCUACUUCCUGUCACCAACUACACUAUCUCCAUCACUGCAGUGUCUGCCAGAUUCACAGCCACCAUCACCACCAACACCAGCUUAACAGCACCUCCAGAACCAGUUGUCUACUACGAAGAGUUUGAGACUCCUGUACCAACGUUGAUGUUACACAGAAAACCCAACACUCUGGACCCAAUAAGUGUGUACCAAGUGUUUGUGCUUCCUGUAGAGGGGAUUAUGGUGUUUAACUGUUCCUCACCCGUGGAUCGUGGCCACUCAAGCAAACCCACCACAGAGUACAUCACAGCUCUGAUCCACGUCAGUCACAUCGGCACAGAGAUGAACUUCACUGUGGGGGAUGGACUCUCCUAUGGAAGCUUCUUUAAUGCACCUCUGGAGAAUGGCAGGAACUACUAUAUCAUCUUACGAGUGGUCAGUCAGUGGAAAAAGGAUUUAAAAAGUUCCUGUGUCGUGUGGGCUAAAGUAAGAGCCACAUCCUAUGUUCUGAAGGUUUCAUCGCUGGCCGCCGCUGGAACAAUAGGAGUUGUUGCCAUGGUUGUUUUGGGUGGAUACAGUUGCAGCUGGUUUUUCAAGAAAACAUGACGAUCUUUACUGCUGAUGUUCUGUCAUUUUAUUUCUCACAAUGAUAAAUGAAGUCUUGAAUUUCUCGUUGUAAUUUUGUACAUUUUAUAAAUAAUUAUAAUAAACCUUGA
Scomber japonicus (chub mackerel) is the source of this 3059-nucleotide messenger RNA. RefSeq names its product sushi domain containing 1 (gene susd1). The record is from RefSeq and is a predicted model, not a curated record. Gene Ontology annotation, molecular function: calcium ion binding. The transcript has 19 exons. Lineage: Eukaryota; Metazoa; Chordata; Actinopteri; Scombriformes; Scombridae. Bases 421 to 2949 code for a protein of 842 amino acids.